ACGUGGGAAUAGUAUUUCAGCGCCACAAGAUAAACAACUUCUCCGCUUCACGCAAAUCUCGCGAGAGGGGACGCUCCCUCUGUGCUCGCCUAUUGUGAGAGUUUUCCAACUCUCGCGUGAUCUUGGAAGUUUCCCACGCCUGUUGUUGUGGCGUCUGCCCUUCUCUCUCUCUCCCUCUAUCUCUCUCUCUCUCUCCGCCGCCUCCUCCCCUUUUUCUCUCUCUCCGUCCUCCUCACCCACCCCCUUUCUCUCCGUCUCCCUCGUCCCUACACCUCCACUCUGCUUCUUGUUGUCUCGGCGGAUUGUUCGGCUUGUGGGAGAGAAAAAGGAUAUCGCGAGUAUUGGAGUUUCAGUGAGAGUUUGUGGAAGAUGGCGCCUGUUGUGACAGGGAAGUUCGGGGAGCGCCCUCAGCCACUGCGCCUAACAAGAGAAGCAAUGAGGAAUUACCUGAAGGAGCGAGGCGACCAAACUGUCAUGAUCCUGCACGCAAAAGUUGCACAGAAAUCCUACGGCAAUGAGAAAAGGUUCUUCUGCCCUCCUCCCUGUGUUUACCUGAUGGGCAGCGGCUGGAAGAAAAAGAAGGAGCAGAUGGAGCGAGACGGCUGCUCGGAGCAGGAGUCGCAGCCUUGUGCCUUCAUCGGCAUCGGCAACAGCGACCAAGAAAUGCAACAGCUCAACUUAGAGGGAAAGAAUUAUUGCACAGCCAAAACCUUGUACAUAUCCGACUCCGACAAGAGAAAGCACUUCAUGUUGUCUGUCAAGAUGUUCUACGGCAACAGCGCUGACAUCGGUGUCUUCCUCAGCAAGAGGAUCAAAGUCAUCUCCAAGCCCUCCAAAAAGAAGCAGUCCCUCAAAAACGCUGACUUGUGCAUCGCAUCAGGGACCAAGGUGGCGCUCUUCAACCGGCUUCGCUCCCAAACAGUCAGCACGCGCUAUCUCCACGUGGAGGGAGGCAACUUCCACGCCAGCUCCCAGCAGUGGGGCGCCUUUUACAUCCACCUGCUGGAUGACGAGGAGUCAGAAGGAGAAGAGUUCACUGUGAGAGACGGUUACAUCCACUACGGCCAGACGGUGAAGCUGGUCUGCUCCGUCACCGGCAUGGCUCUGCCCCGCCUGAUAAUCCGUAAAGUGGACAAGCAGACGGCGCUGCUGGACGCCGACGACCCCGUCUCCCAGCUCCACAAGUGUGCCUUCUACCUGAAGGACACAGAACGCAUGUACUUGUGCCUUUCCCAAGAAAGGAUCAUCCAGUUUCAAGCCACUCCAUGCCCAAAGGAACCAAACAAGGAGAUGAUCAACGACGGCGCCUCCUGGACAAUCAUCAGCACAGACAAGGCUGAAUACACUUUCUACGAGGGCAUGGGCCCCGUCCACUCGCCUGUCACCCCCGUGCCUGUGGUAGAGAGCUUACAGCUAAACGGUGGAGGCGACGUCGCCAUGCUAGAGCUGACGGGACAGAACUUCACUCCAAAUCUGCGGGUCUGGUUCGGAGACGUUGAGGCGGAGACCAUGUACAGGUGUGCAGAGAGCAUGCUGUGCGUGGUUCCCGACAUCUCGGCCUUCCGUGAGGGUUGGCGCUGGGUGCGGCAGCCCGUCCAGGUUCCCGUCACGCUGGUGAGGAACGACGGCAUCAUCUAUUCCACCACACUGACCUUCACCUACACGCCGGAGCCGGGGCCGCGGCCCCACUGCAGCGCCGCCGGGGCAAUCCUGAGGGCCGGCAACUCCAGCCUGCUCAGCAACAACAGCCAGGAGGCCGGCGCCGGCGUCUACGGCCCCAACAGCACCGCCAACGCCGGAGUCACGUCCUCAUCCUCCACCGCCGCGGCCGUGGUCUCCUAACGCACACAGGGGGCCACGAUGCUAUAUGCCUUGAGAGCAAAGAAUACCACAAGGUAUAUAAAGACUAUGGGAAAUAAUAAACAAAGACUGACUCACUCUAAAGUGCUGCGUAUUAAUUUUGGAUACAAAGAAGCUGAAAUCGGUGGGAGAGAGAAAAAAGGAGCAGGGGAAAUCUGAAGGAGGAGACACCACGUCGCUGUCCGCCAGCGGGAAAAAGAAGAAGAAGAAGAAGAAGUGCUCCUCGCCAAGCCACGCCCCCAAACUCCACCCCGCCCCCCCACCCCGUCUCCCGUGGUUACUUUAGGGACCUGCCGAUCCAGUUCUGGUGUUUUCGGAAUGAGUGAAGUUCCUGCAGGCUCAGAGCACCAGCACCUUUCUACGGCUGCGAGAACGGAAAAACCACAACAACAAUACAUCCACCGCGCGCGCAAAAGAUUAAAAAAAGUUUGGAAAAAAUCUCUCGCAAAAGGAAAAGUAUAUUUUCUCCUCCUCCUGCUCCUCCCACCACUUGUUUUAUAAUUAUUCCUUUUUUUUUUUCGUUUCUUCCUGAAGGGGGCUGGAUGUAUUGUUGUUGGAGGGAGCGCAAAGGAUGCAGAGGGACACACAUAAAACGUGACGAUAACAUAGUUUUUAUGGACCAAGGAUCUUGUAUAAGCUUUAGUAAAGGUACAUUUUUCUCCAUACCUUUUUUGUAUUAAACAUAUAGUACACUUUUGUUACCAAAUAGUUUCUAUUCUUCCUCUGAGCUUGGGCUUUUUGUUUUGUUUCCCCCCUUUUUUUUGAGGUCCAAAAUCCCAACCUGUAUGUUAUUACUGCGACCUUAACUACAAACGCCUGCUUAUUAUUCAGUCUUUGGGACUGAAUUCUUUUUUUUUUUUAUACUCUUGCUUCUUCUGUCGGGGGGGAGGGGGGGGAAGAAAAAAAAAUCUGAAGUCUGGGUUGUUUAUUUUACAUAAGCGAAGGUUGUUUUUUGUUGUUUUUUUGUUUUUUUUUAUUUUAAAAAUGGGGAUUAACCUCAGAGGGCCUAUGUUUUAUCAUUGGUUUUUAUGAAGUCUUUAAAAAGAAAAGCUUUAAGCAACGCCUCUGCCUUGCCUGCAAUACUCUAUGUGCGCUAUGGAACGUAUCCACAUCAUCUCACAUGGAGCCAUAGCAACGUUUGCAGACCACGUGAACAAACUUUAGACUUCCACGGUCACGAGGACGAGUCAGUCUCAAACUUAAUGUAACAAGCGUAGUCUUUGACUUAAAAGGAUAGCCUUAGUACUGUAUAUUCUUACUGUGUACACAGUCGAACCGCUCACAUAUCUAAUAUCUGUCGCUCACUGUAUCAUAACCUAGUGAAACUCUUCUUCACACCCGGGUGGCGCCGUGUCUUCCAGCGUGUGCUCUAGUUCAUUUAACUCCAAGAAAAAAAACACAAAAAAAACUUUUCAAUUUGAUGUGGCCUUACCGAUAACUUCAAAUACUUAAAAAAAAACACAUAAACCUUUUUCUUAUCUGCUGUUUUAAACCUGCUGUGCAUAGCACAAAACCCAGCUGAUGCCUCGCUUCUUAUCACAGGAGCUCCACCACCACCACGUCAUGCAAAGAGAAAGAAGCAGCCUUUUUUUUUUUAUUUCUUUUUUGGUGUACAAGUACAAAAUAAAAGCCCUGUUUUUUAUUCUCAUGCGGUGCCCAGCACCCCUUUUUUCCACUUUUGGUACAAAUAAUCUCACGAGCGCUGUAACAGCUCCCUUUCUCAGCCGCCUUUUUUUUAACAACAACAACAAGAAAAGAAAAAAAAUCUCCUGUGGUUUUAUUAUCUUUGCAGAAACAAACAAGCGUGUGUACUAGGGCUGCAACUAACGAUUAUUUUCAUUAUCGAUUAUUUAAACGAUUAAUCGAUUAGUUGUUUGGUCAAUAAAAAGUAUAAAAAUAUCAAUCACUGUUUCCCAAAUUUACAAGACGACGUCCUCAAAUCUCUUGUUUUGUCCACAAACCAAAGAGAUAUUCAGUUUAUUAUUGUCAUAAAGCAACAAAGAAACCAGAAAUAUUCACAUUGAAAAAAGCUGAAAUCAGAGAAUUAUUUGGACUCCCAAUCAAUUAGUCGAUUAUCAAAAUAGUUGAAUUUAAUUUAAUAAUCGAUUAUUGUUGCAUUAAUCGUAUAAUUGUUGCAGCUCUAGUGUGUACAUACUCACUGUCCGAGUAGUUGCACUCAUCUGUGUUUUUUUCCGUUUCCAUGGCGACCGCGUCUCCUGUAGGAGUAUAAAGGCCUUCUAAAUGUGUGUUGUUAUUAUUAUUAUUAUUGAUGAUAAGAUGUGCAUUUCCAAACAAAACAGCAAUAUUGUACAGGUCAUUUCAUCCUUUUUGUCCGCCUGAGCACUAGUUCACCAGCCAGCAAAUAUAUAUGUGUGUGUAAGUGUGUGUGUGUGUGUGCGCGUGGAUAUGUGUGAGUGUGUGUGUGUGUGUGUGUGUGUGUGUGUGUGUGUGUGUGUGUGUGAGUGUCAUAUGUAGUUGCUGUAAUGGAAUAUUGAGUCAGACUCGCUCCAUUUCAAACUGCUCUCCAAAAAACUUGAGGGGUGUUUCUGUCUUCCACCAGAAUCCAAAUGUCUGAUGAUGAUGAUGAUGAUGAUGAUGAUGAUGAUAAUAAUCAUGGGAUACAAAAAAAAAAAAAGCAUUCAAAGGCAAUACUUGUGAUCUUAGUAUUACAGUUCAACUGUAUACACUUCCGGGGAAACAAACAAACAAACAAACAAACAUAAAAAAAGAACAAUACUGUAACUUGAAUGUCUGCUUAAUGAAGUAUUUCUUACAAACAAAACCCUUGAAAUAGGAACAAAAAAGGAUUGCACCAUGUAAAAAAAAAAGAAAAAGUUUAAGUUAUGCCCCCGUGUCGCCACCCUCGCCCACCUGUCAGUCAUUAAUGUUAAAUGUUUUAUAUUGUAAUAUUGAUAUUUUUUAAAUUAUUGGUACAAAGUCUCCCCUUGUCUUAUGUCAACAACAAAAAAAAAAGAAGAAAAAGUGCAUUAUAGCCCGAGCUGCCUAGGUCGGCCUGGGACGCU
Molecule: messenger RNA, 4883 nt
Organism: Centropristis striata (black sea bass)
Lineage: Eukaryota; Metazoa; Chordata; Actinopteri; Perciformes; Serranidae
Gene: rbpjb
Product: recombination signal binding protein for immunoglobulin kappa J region b
Exons: 11
Coding region: 370-1842 (490 amino acids)
Biological process (GO): Notch signaling pathway; regulation of transcription by RNA polymerase II
Cellular component (GO): nucleus; MAML1-RBP-Jkappa- ICN1 complex
Molecular function (GO): DNA-binding transcription activator activity, RNA polymerase II-specific; RNA polymerase II cis-regulatory region sequence-specific DNA binding
Source: RefSeq, a predicted model, not a curated record